UUGUUUAUUGAUUGGUAUUGAUACAUAUUUUCUUACUCAUGUCUCGUUGAAUUCCUUUCACUAAAUUGGAUACGUUAAGUAAUAGAUUAAUAAUGACCGAUAAAAAGUAGUUGAUAAUUUGUUAUGAUAUGAAAUGAUAUUAAGAUUAUUUUAAGUAGAUAUCUACCAAAUAGAAGUGAAAAUGGCCAGUAUUUCAAAUUCUACAAAAGAUGAACCUCAAAAUAAGUCACAAGACAUAUAAGUUACAGGCUGGAUUAAACGUACGCAAGGUGAUGGGAUGGAAAAUGCAACGGCUGAAAAAAUUGAAGUUAAACAGACAAAGUGCCGUCUUGGUGAAACGUUAAUUUAUCAUCCAACAAAUUUGAAACAAUUAAGUUCAACUCCUCCAGUUAUGCCAAAUGGUCCAAUAGUAAAUUUAAUACCAAGGCAUGUUAAUAAUGCAAAACAUGAGAAACAUAUUUUAUGUUCAUUAAAAUCAAAGGAGCCAAAAUUUAUUCCUUAUGAACCUUAUAAAGCUGCAGUCAAUCCAAUCAUUCCAUAUGAAAAAAAGAAUAGAAGAUUGCAAAAAAGUAAUGUAAAUGUGAAUAUGGCUGUCUCUCGAGUUGCUGCAAUGAAACUUCAUGAAACAAAGGUAUCUAAUGAUUUAAAGACAGUAGAUGAAGAUAAGUCUGCAGAAAGUGAUUGGUUGAUAGAAAAAAAGGCAUACGAAGCGGAAAUACAAAAGCUUAAAGAAGAAAAUAGUCAACUUGAAAAUCAGUUGAAAUUUCAAGCACAGGUUAAUGGAGAAUUAAAAAAUUUAUUAGUAGCUGCUGUUGGAGAAGAUCUUGAAACAAAAGUUCAUUUAUUGACUGAAGAUAAAUUGCAACUUGCUCGAGCUCUUUUAAAUUCUGCUCAAAAUUUAUCAACCCAUCAAGAACAAACAGAGUGGUUAGCAGGUCAAUGUGAAGUCUGGAGGAGUAAAUUCUUAGCCAGUAGCUUAAUGGUUGAAGAACUUGCAAAAUGGAAAGCAGCUCUUUGCCAAAGAACCACAGAUCUCCAAGAAGCAAUAAAAAGACUUCUAGAGGAUCGAAAUCUUAUAAGAGAUAUAUCCCUUAAAACAUACAGGAUACUUAGUAUUUUGCGUGAAAAUUUUGAUCAUGUUGGAAGUGUUUCUUGCAAGAGGCAUGUAUUACCAAGUACAAAUAUAAUAGAUUUAGUACAAGGCUGUUGUCAACUUGCAGAAAUUCUAAAAGUUCAAUUAUUAUGUGGUGUGGAAAACAUUACUUUACAAAGAGAAAUUAAUAUAACUGGCUUAGAUAUGAAAACACUUGCCGAAAAGACUGCAGAACAACUUCUUAUGAAUCCAAAGUUGCUCAUGUCAGGAAGACAAGACGUAGCUUGUAGUGCAGUGAUGGGAGCAGCUGUUGCAAUUGGUGGCCAAAUAUUUCUUCCACGAAGUGAUUCAAAUAUAACUUGUUGUCCUCAUUGUAGUGGUGAAAUUAAACAAAUAUAAAAUUUUUUAUUCAUGUAUAUUUCUAUAAGUUAUAUAUAGCAAAAUAAUUACUAUAUAACAUUAUAUCAUUUUAAAUUCUUAUAUGCAUUAUAUUAUUUUUGUAUUUAGAAUUGUCAGUUUAUUUAUAAUAAUAUUAAAUGACAAUAAAAAGAUAAUCAUAUAAUGUCAA
Bombus huntii is the source of this 1661-nucleotide messenger RNA. RefSeq names its product golgin-45. Gene Ontology annotation, cellular component: Golgi membrane. NCBI's taxonomy places the organism in Eukaryota, Metazoa, Arthropoda, Insecta, Hymenoptera, Apidae. The transcript is spliced from 6 exons. The record is from RefSeq and is a predicted model, not a curated record. The coding region runs from base 278 to 1492 and encodes 404 amino acids. Gene Ontology annotation, biological process: Golgi organization; Golgi to plasma membrane protein transport.